AUGAAGAACCGUGAAAACAGUGAUGAAAUUUGCAGAAAAAACCUCACAAAUGACGAACUUAUUGGUAAAAAGUAUACGUUGAUGUCUGCGAAUAAGCCGACCAAUGAAAAGAGUCGUUUCUUGGCACGUGAUACGCCUGACCUAUCAGCACGCGGUGUGUUACCUCGAUACGAGAUACACAGAAUGGACCAUGACAUCAAGAUAGUAGACAUGGAUUACAGGCCAUUUUCAAAUCGACUAGCUGCUCCACUACCUAAUAUUGGUUCAUCUAGUCCGGCACCACCCGGCUUUGACAAUCAGCUGGUGCCGUUCAGUGGUCGCAAAUCGCAGCUUUCCAGUAUACAGGAUUACAGCGAAGGCACUAGAAUGAAUCAAUUGGAGCAGAGGUUGUCAAUUUCAGAACGAUCAAAUAGAGCUCUUUUAGAAGAAGUUGUUAGAUUACAAGGAGAAUUAAAACAAUCCCACCGAAAAACAGAAGAAACUUUAGCCGCUGAACGACAAGCGCGACAACACCUUGCCGAAAAUUUACGUUCCAGCAAUGACCUCAUUGGUCAGUUGGGAGCAAGACUUAAACGAGCAGAGGAGAAAGUGCAGGAUGAGAGAGCGGCCGUAGGAGCGUUAGUUAAUCACACGAAACAAGUAGAGCAAGCAGUAUUAGGCAGUCAACAAGAAAUACUCUCUAGGAGAGACCAACAGUAUGCAAAAAUUGCCGAUCUUCGGAAUGAUUUAGACGAAGCCAACCGAAUGCGCGACCAACUAGAACGUGCUACGACCACGAUGGUUGACGAAGUACGAACUUUAAAAAGCAAAGUAGAUACACAACAAAUGGAGUUUAAUUCUAUUAUGCACGAGUUGAAAGAGCGCUCCAAAAGGCUUGAAGAAGACAAUAGGCAGGCUAUUGUAGAGGCUAGAAAACAUGUUGAUGAUCGCAACUUCACUGAGCAGGAAGUCUCGCAACUCCGACUUCUUAUGAGUAGUAGGUUAGGAGAAGUUCGAGAUGCUUUACUAGAUGUUCGGAAUAGAAUGACAUCAGAAGAAGCUGAGCGGAGGCAAAACGAGAAUCAAAUCCAUAUGAGGAUGAAUGACAUGCAAGCCCAGGUGCACGAACAGGCACGGAAACGAGAUGAGGCCAUGCACGCACUGGAUCAAAUCCAGCGAGAAAGAGAACAUGCGACAGACAACGAACGAGUUAAAAUGCAAGGAAAAAUUGCGGAAAUCGCGGAAGAAGUCAGCAAGAAAAUUUUACAGAAAGAAAUAAAGCUUCGAGAAGAAGCGCAACAAAAAUUUGCCAAUGUAGAAAAGAUGCUACACGCUGAGCAGUCUGCCAGAAUCACCCACGAGCAGGCUAUGAGGGAAGAAAAUGAGAAGCGAUGGUCUGCGUUGCAAAAAUUAACAGAAGAUGAAGUCCUUAAUGUACGGGAAGGUCACAAGUUGACAAGCCACAAACAGACGGACGGACUCAUUAAGGUAAAUGACGCUAUUGAAAUGUUAGAAAAACAACAAUCUGAGACGAAAAAGCAACUUGAACAAGUAAUGAAAGCAGAAAUCAAAUCAAGACAAUUACAAGACAGACACAUAGAAGACAAAAUAGAAGAUGUACAAGAAAAACUUGGUGUCGCCAUAGCAACUUUACAGCAAGCAAUUGGUGGGAUAAAUGAACAGGUGAAUGAGGUGUCGUAUUCGGCACAAGACAAAAUGAAGUCUCUGUUAGAUGACCAGAACCAGAGUGGACUUCGUGGUUUAGCAGAUUUGGAUGCCAGGGUGAUGGCGCUUAAUACCAAAGUACAAAAACAAGAAGAGUUAUUAGAUAUGAAAGUAGCGGAGGCAUUACGGACCAUGGAAGCUCUUAAAGAUGAGAGGGGGGUAAAGAGACAAACAGACACACAGUCAGAAAGUCUUGAAGAUAUUAACGAUUGGAGAGAUAGCACCGAUAAGAUAUUGAAAGAAUUGAAAGAAAAAAUGGAUGAUGUUGGACCUGAAAUUUCUGAUAUGAACAGAACAAACGAGAAAGUACAAGAAGAUAUGAAGGGGCUGGUGGAACAAGAAAACAAAGAAAGAACGCGUGAUGUACAGAUGGUGAGACAUGAUUUAGACACAAAACACAAGCAACUGAGAGCGGAAAUUGCCAAACUAGAAACACAAAUCACCAAUGGUGGUGGAACCGCAGCAGCGCCUAUACCUGUCUCGCAGAAGGAAAAGCUUUCCCAAGGAAAGAAAGGAAAACUAGAUGAAGAGACAGCGGAAAGAAUGGAACUAAUGGAGGAAGAUAUUAAGAAGAUCAACCAAAGGGUAGAUGAUUUGAAAGAGGAGAGUGAUAAGACAAAUGAAAGUGUACAGACUGUAAGAUCGCAUCUUAAUGUGAAAAUACAGAAUGAAACGAAACAGACUCGAAAGAACAUAGCCGAUUUGAGAAUUCUACAUGAAGGUCUAAAGAAAAGGGUUGACGACAUGGAUGCUGGAAGGAGUAAGAUUUCAUCUCCAAAACCCAGAGAUGAAACGCCACCACCCAAAGAGGAUUCACCGCCACCCAAAGAUGAUUCGCCACCACCCAAAAAUGAUUCACCGCCACCCAAAGAGGAUACACCGCCACCCAAAAAGGAUACACCGCCACCCAAAGAGGAUACACCGCCACCCAAAGAGGAUUCUCCGCCACCCAAAAAGGAUUCACCACCACCUAAAGCAGAUUCGCCAGCACCCAAAUAGGAUUCGCCACCACCGAAAGAUGAUUCACCGCCUCCAGAAACUAAAUAUGAUCGAAAGUCUGAGGGCGGAGAUGUGCCAGCUGAUGAAGGUCCUGGAGGUAGUAAUGAGAACACUGACAAACCAACUUCCAAAAGUUA
This is a messenger RNA of Saccoglossus kowalevskii, 2840 nucleotides long. RefSeq lists its product as uncharacterized. The record is from RefSeq and is a predicted model, not a curated record. NCBI's taxonomy places the organism in Eukaryota, Metazoa, Hemichordata, Enteropneusta, Harrimaniidae.